Messenger RNA from Stegostoma tigrinum, 1949 nucleotides. RefSeq names its product cyclin D-type binding-protein 1 (gene ccndbp1). The transcript is spliced from 11 exons. Bases 27 to 1082 code for a protein of 351 amino acids. Gene Ontology annotation, cellular component: nucleus. The record is from RefSeq and is a predicted model, not a curated record. Lineage: Eukaryota; Metazoa; Chordata; Chondrichthyes; Orectolobiformes; Stegostomatidae. Gene Ontology annotation, biological process: regulation of cell cycle.
GGCCCCGCCCCCGAGCUUGCGUCAAGAUGGAGGAGCUGCUUUCGGCUGCGUGUGAGACCAUGGACUCGGAGGCGAACGAUGAUCUGCGGUUGCCGCUGCGGAACCUUGCGAACGGCCUGAGGGAGGUGGUGUCGCAGCUGCGAGAGGGAGAAUCAUUAUGGAAGUCUGAAAAUUUUGACUUGCAGCACUUCUGGAAAAGUCUAGGUGAGUGCUUCAAAGCAAUAUCACAUGAAGCAACAAAGCUAAGUCUCGCCUUUUCAAAACCACCCUUACCAUCUGUACAAGACUGUCAGAAACUCACUGCAGACUUUCAGAAGAAUAUCCUUAAUUUAACCACUGUGUAUUAUUGGUUACCCAAGAGCCAAGGUGUAACUCUACGACGAUUAGUUCGAGAUGCCACAGUGGACGUAGUGGAGGGAGUCAUUCAGCUUUUAAAUGUGAUUCUGAGCACACCCCUUCAAAGUUUAACACAGGGCCAGCUGACAUCCACAGGGGGAGUUUGGGAAGCUUGUGACAGGUUUUCUAAAUUGCCAAAAGAUAACCAGGCAGCUGUUUUAUCGCUGAUGUCUUCUUAUGCAGCUAUUGUGGAAGAUGCUUUGGAAGAAAUGGAGCAGGCUCAGCAUGCAGACAAUCCAGAUCCAUUCAGUGACAUUUUUGAUGAUGCAGACACUCGAGAAAAUCGGGACACUUACUGGUCAGAAGCGGACAAGCAGGUCAUGGCUCCUUGCUUGGGACUAGUAAAAGCAGCCAAAGCGUGUUUGAAAAAGGUCUCUGCAGCAAUGAAAACUCAUGGGAAGGUAGACAGCUUGCAACACAUAACGCAGUUGGAUGAUUUGGCUGACAUUACCGGUGAAGUUAGCCCCAGUGUUGAUGAAUUGGUCUUGAGUCUUUAUCCUCCAAUGGACCACGUGACUGUGCAAAUGAAUGCUACAAAUGUCACUAUGCUCUUGAACAAAGUUCUGGAAAUAGCCAAGUCUAGUCAUGUGUGCCCUGAAUCUGAGAACAGCUGGUUGCAAUUUCUAAGUGGAGCAAUUGAACACAAUAUGGAUAAAGUGAAGCAUUUAACACAGGGCAGUACGUAAAUUUUGUAUAGUGCUGUUUGGAGCAAUCAUAGAUUACAGAAGAAUGUUGAAGAAACACAAGGCAUUGAAUAAAAAUUGUGAACGUUUUAAUAAAUGUUUGAGUGUUGCUAUAUAUAAAAGUACAAUCUCUGUAGGUGAACAUGUAUUAUCAAGGUUUUCGUUAUUCCCUUCCUUCAAGACACAUUAAUCUCCAGACUUAAUAAUGCGCUUGCAUGGAUCUCAGCAUUCAUUUUUGAAAACUGCAGUAAUGUUUCACCGACAAAUUGGAAGGCUUUUUGACUUUUGGGAAUAGUUGUGAGCUACGACUGUUUUCCUUCCAUCAGAACAAUGGAACAAAAAUUUCUCCGAGGCUAAAAGUUGCUUGUGAGAUGUGUAUGAGCACUCUUAGCAGUUACUGCUACAUGUGCUCUAGCGCUAAGAAUAAGUUAACGUUUUAGCAAAGAUUUGUACUUUAGAUUGUGGGUGAGGUUGUUGACUUGCUCGUCGAGCUGGCUUGUUUUUGUUCAGGCGUUUCGUCACCAUGCUAGGUGACAUUAAUCAGUGAGGCCUUCGAUGAAGUGAUGUUGUUCUACUCCGCUUGGAAUUUAUACUGUCUGGACCUCACUGCUGUCACCUGGCCUGGUGACGAAAUAUCUGAACAAAAACAAGCCAGCUCAGCGAGCAAGUCAACCUCCAUAAGGAAUAAUUGAAUCCAAGUUGGUACUAAUUUCUAUUAAUCUUCAUGUAUGUGCAGUACAUUAUUGCACUUGAACUUCACCUGGCUGAAGGAUAGCAUUUCAGAUAUCUAAAAAGCUCUUCAAGUGAAAUGAUAUUUGCAUCAAAGGCAAAUUUUUGUCUCAUUUUAUGAGUUUAAUAAAGUCAUUCUGC